Messenger RNA from Rotaria sp. Silwood2, 825 nucleotides. Lineage: Eukaryota; Metazoa; Rotifera; Eurotatoria; Philodinida; Philodinidae. The record is from the annotation of a GenBank genome assembly.
AUGGGUCUUUUACCAGCUUAUAUGGACAAAAUCGACGAACUAGCUCUGUCGGAACACAAGACACACGGUCAAAUUUAUACUUUCUUGAUUACUUUUCCAAAAUUCACUUUAUUUACACAACUUCGUCGGCUAUAUUUUCAGAUUGAUAUGGAAGCUUGUGAUGAACAUUUGAUUCAGAAAGCUAUUACUUCGUUAUCAAAAACAAAUAUCGAUGCUCUAGCGAUAAAAGUAAUUGGACUAAAAGAGCAGAAAAGUAUGCCAUAUGGACUGAAUUUACCUUCUUUAUUUGCAUUGUCAACACUGAAGAAGUUUUCGUUUGCUACCGAUGCAAAAGAUCCAUUUUAUUAUUCUGACAAUCUUCAUAUCUGUUCCAAGAUCGAAUAUUUAACUAUUUCUGAUCCAGUCAUAGCUUUUGACGAUUUACCUUCACUUUUAUAUGCUAUGCCCAACCUCGAACAUCUCAAUGUUCGGCUUACUUCUGCAGAUUAUCAUUUUAGACAACAACGAAGAAUAGAUCUCAAAACAGACCUUCCAUCAAUACCUACGCUGAAAACAUGCAUUUUACAAAUUGAGAAUACAUGUUCUGUUAAAUUUAAUUUAUUAGCACAUUUUUUAAAAGCAAUGCCUGCUUUACGUCACUUGGGAAUCACGGCAUCAUAUGAACUUUUCAAUGCUCAUGAUUGGGAAAUGUUAUUAACGACAUCAUUGACCGCACUCACUCAUUUACGUCUUCAUGCAACGACAACAUAUCACCACAAUGAUGUAUUACCAGAUUUACUAGAUCCAUUUAAAACUUCAUUUUGGAUUGAAAAAAAAAUUUCAUGA